Messenger RNA from Amphimedon queenslandica, 1291 nucleotides. RefSeq names its product E3 ubiquitin-protein ligase E3D-like. The transcript has 8 exons. The coding region runs from base 56 to 1249 and encodes 397 amino acids. Gene Ontology annotation, cellular component: cytosol; ubiquitin ligase complex; nucleus. NCBI's taxonomy places the organism in Eukaryota, Metazoa, Porifera, Demospongiae, Haplosclerida, Niphatidae. Gene Ontology annotation, biological process: protein polyubiquitination; protein autoubiquitination; protein monoubiquitination. The record is from RefSeq and is a predicted model, not a curated record. Gene Ontology annotation, molecular function: cyclin binding; ubiquitin conjugating enzyme binding; ubiquitin protein ligase activity.
UAUUCGGUUCGCGAAAUCUCUGGAAUCGUUAUGCGUGGGUGGUGAUGAUCCGAAAAUGGCAGAGGGAACUUUGCAUUAUCUUGAGUUUUUCCCCAACAUCCAGUCUUUGUUGAUAGUCGUGUCACCUCCUUCAGCAGCAGGGAAUGGAACAUUGAUAUUUUCACCUUUUAAAAUAUCUUACAAGAACAGUUCAUGCUGUGACAAUGAAGAAGCACCACCAUUGACAAUAUGUAACUGGUGGGAUACUCCUCUGCCUCCUCUCAUACCAAAUUCAAUGAUUAAUCUCAAGACGAUACCCAACGAAGGGACUCACGUACGUUUCAAGACUCGCCCACACAAAUCAACAUGUCACAGAUUGGAAGGGAUUAGGGAAACAAUUAGUUCGAUACUUAAUGUACCAGAGACUGGUGACGCACCAAACGUAAUAAUGAGCUGCCGUUUCUGUCACGAGAGGCUAAUGAGGCAUUGCUUUAAACGAUGCCUGCCUUUACCUUCACUGGAAUGGACGGAAACUGUUGGUGACAUAUUUUGUCACGCACACAAGGAAGAUGCCAUUAGUGACUACACUCAUUCCUUAUUCCCACACCGAGAGACUGAUAUAUUGAUAGGAGAAGAGACUAUACUGGUACAAGACUCAAUACUGGGAGGAUCGGUCAACAGGAUAUGGAAUGAAGACCAAUCAAGCGUGAGGUGUAAAAGAUGCUCAGUAUCAAUUGGCCACAUUAGCAAAGAUUCUCUCAAGGGUGUCCCAAUAGCAAACAUUGACAGAUAUAAGGUUUGUAUUAGCAUUUCAAAUGAGUCAACUAAAGCUAAUGAGAAGCAUCAAGAGAUGGGAAGGAAAGAUGAACAUUAUUUUGCUGCUAAACUCUACAGACUAUCAGAAGAACUAAACUGCUUUAAUUUCUUGAUAAAGUCGCAAACUGGACAACCAAUAUUGCAAAUACAGUGCUUUCGCAGUGUGAGUUGGAUAAUGACAAACGUCGUCGAUAAAGAUGGGAGAUCCUCAAUACCAAAGCUAGUGCUAAAACUAUUGUAUAAGCUCGUACUAAAGGAUGACACUAGCUCUACACUCUCUAAUGGGGUAAUGGAGUCGGCUGCCUUCCCUUUAAGACAGUGUCUCAUUCUAUACGAAGCAUUAUUAAAGAAUCAUUACACCUUACCUCCAUCAUUAAGAAAUACUCAGAAGACAACAGAUGACUGCUUUAAGGUCAGCUAUUUGGAACUUCCACUAAUUCGAAUCAAAUCGUAAGCAUAAGCUGUCAGUAAGUGACGAUCAAAGCAAGAGAAUUAU